AUGGUGAAAAUUGAUUCAAGGAUAGAGGUUGUUGAUUUAGUGGCAGAGCUAUUAAAGCUGGUAAAAGGCAAAGAGGCACCUUCAGACCCCAUCACUAACUACGCGAACUACGUUCACUCUAAAACGCAGUUCGCAGAUUUUUCUCUCAACGUUUUAUUCGUGAGUCAGAUUUGUAGUGGGGGCGCUUACACUUUUUCUUUCAACAAGUUUAGGUGCUUCUUGCAGGACCAGUCCACAGAACAAAUUGAGUAUUCACUACCAACUCCUGCAGUUGACAAUGAUGACAACCACAUAGAGUUGCUUCACUCUUUGCCCACUGUAUCUUCACCUUCAUAUGAUGUGAGUCCUGAAAUUACACCUCCUGUUCUGCAGACUGAUGAUGCUACAAGCUCCCCGCAGCCUCCUCGAAGAUCAUCUAGAGUGAGCCAUAAGCCCCUCCGGCUCAACGGCUUUGUGUGCCAACACAAUUCAUCAAUCCUGCAUGCUAAUUUUGCCACAUACUCCUCUUUUGUGACGUCCAUUUCUGCGAUAAAGGAACCUCGCUCUUUUACAGAAGUUGUCCAAUCUCCUGAAUGGAGGGCAACCAUGGAUGCAGAAAUUGAGGUAUUGGAGAUGAACCACACUUGGAAACUAUCACCGUUACCAGCUGGGAAGCGAGCUAUAGGGUGUAAGUGGGUGUUCAAGGUCAAGUUAUGGGCUGAUGGUAGUGUGGAACAGUACAAGUCGCCCCUUGUCGCCAAAGGUUAUAAUCAGGUUGAGGGAAUCGACUACACGGAGAGCUUCACCCCUAUAGCGAAGGCAGUGACUGACAUCUACAUGGUUCCUCCAGCUGCUUACAAGGUUGCAUCAGGUCUUACAUUGGAGAGGCACGCUAUCUUGGGCUUAGAGAUAGCACGAAAUGCUGAUGGGAUCUACUUAGCUCAAAUGAAGUAUGUGAUGGACAUCGUUGCAGACACUGGUCUGUUGCAGGCUAAGGCAGUGUCUACGCCUUUUCCUUCGGGGCUUAAAUUGAGCUUGAGAUCUGGUGUUUUGCUUUCAACUCCUGAUUCAUACAAAUGUUUGGCUACACUUCAUGUAGUGAAGUAUCUCAGAGGCUGUUGUCCUACUUUGGGCUUGUUUUUGCCUGCAACUUCCUUAAACCUUCAAUGCUAUUGUGAUGCUGACUGGGCAUCAUGUUCUGAUUCCAGGCAUUCGUUGACUGGGUUUUGUGUCUUCCUUGCUGAUUUUGGUGUGAAUAUUUCAUUGUCAAUUUCUCUCUACUAUGAUAAUAAGGUGGUCGUGCACAUUCUUGCCAACCCCAUCUUUCACGAGCGUACAAAACAUAUUGAAAUCGACUGCCAUCUCGUUCGAGAUGUAUACAAAGAUGGCUUUGUUGCCCCUGUUUUGGUUAGGAGCUUUGCCCAGAUUGCUGACAUCUUCACCAAAGCCCUUACUUUGCAGUUGUUCAGGUCCUUUAUCUCCAAGUUGGGCUGUGUGUCCUUCGCCCCUAGUCCCACUUGUGGAGAGGCUGUUGGAUUCUCCUCUGCAGCUAUUGGUCCAUGCUCUGAUGCAGCCAUACUUCUUCCUGCUGCUGGUACUAAAGCUGAUCUCUUAGAUCAGGGAUAG
Molecule: messenger RNA, 1605 nt
Organism: Sesamum indicum (sesame)
Lineage: Eukaryota; Viridiplantae; Streptophyta; Magnoliopsida; Lamiales; Pedaliaceae
Source: RefSeq, a predicted model, not a curated record